AUGGAGGUAAACGGAGAUUUUUUUCACAGAGGCGCAGACCAAUGGCUACACAAACUCCAAGCUUCCUUCAACGGCGGACAAAACCAAUUCCAGAGAAGGACUGGGGAUCCAGUUACCAAUAUAACCAAUCUUUUCGAUAGUCCUCCCUCACCUGCAUCCUUGGAUACGUCCACAAUAGCUUCGAUGACUGUCAUUCCUCCUAUCGCACCUUCAAAUGCACCCUCCGACUCACCAAGCAUUGGCACUACUGUGCUCAGCAUCGCUGUUGGUUGCGUCGCCGUCUUCAUUGUUGUACCAGCUCUAGCCGUCCUUGCGUUCCUAUAUAUUCGACGUUGGAGAAGAAAUCACGGCGGGGAGAGCACAUACAAGUCUAUUGACGAUGAUGAACAAGAUGAGUACGGGCACUUCUCGAGGAGCACUCGUCACUAUCACGACGAGAUUCAACUCAAGGACUACGAGAAUGAGAGCAAGCCGUCUUUUGAGGAAGCAGGGCCGUUGGCAGUGCCCAUGAGUGCUGUGCAUGUAAUGCCUAGAGUGUCGAGGCAACUCUCAUCAGAGAGUAAACCCAAGGCGUUGGGCUCUACGACGAUCCGAUCUACUAUGGGAUCAGACGGUUGA
This is a messenger RNA of Truncatella angustata, 618 nucleotides long. RefSeq lists its product as uncharacterized. Lineage: Eukaryota; Fungi; Ascomycota; Sordariomycetes; Amphisphaeriales; Sporocadaceae. Bases 1 to 618 code for a protein of 205 amino acids. The transcript has a single exon. The record is from RefSeq and is a predicted model, not a curated record.